AACCACCGCGACGACCCCCAGCGCGGAGGGGGGGGGGGCGGCUCCCACGCGUGCGCGGUGCUGGGCGGCGGGGAUCGGCCGAGCCGGGAACGGCCCCGCUGCGGCCCCGGCCCCGGCCCCGGUCGGCGGCGCGGCUCCUCCCGGCCGCUCCUCCCCGGCCUUCCCGCAGCUGGUCCGCAUGGAGAAGGGCCCGCGGAACGGGAACGCCAUCGCCUUCAGCGCGUCCAAGGGGGAGGCCUUCGCGCCCACCAGCAACUACAAGGCCUGGCGCAAGAGGCUGAGGGGGAACUGGAGGAUCCUGAGCUUAAAAGAUGAGAUCACAUCUGAGAAGCUGUUCGGGGUGAGGCUGUGGAUAACGGCUGGUCCAAGAGAAAAGUUCAGUGCUGCUGAGUUUUUGGUUCUGAAGAAAUUCCUGGAGGAUGGUGGAGCCAUCCUGGUGAUGCUGAGAGAAGGCGGGGAGUCCCGAUCUGGCACAAAUAUUAACUUUUUGUUAGAAGAAUAUGGAAUCGUUUUCAAUAAUGAUGCUGUUGUAAGAAAUGUAUAUUACAAGUACCACCACCCGAAAGAAGCUCUGAUCUCUGAUGGAGUUUUGAAUAGGGGAAUCAGUGAAGCUGCAGGAAAAACAGCACUUGAGACAACAGAUGAAGAUGGAAGCAUACGCAACUUGCAAGGUCUCACUUUUGUGUAUCCAUUUGGUGCCACGUUGAAUGUGAUGAAACCAGCGGUGGCUAUUUUGUCAACAGGGUCUGUCUGCUUCCCACUCAACAGGCCUAUUCUUGCUUUCUAUCAACAUGAGUUUGCGGAAGUUGUAGACAAAAAGGUAGAAGAUGAAGCCAGAGACAGGGGUUCUCUUUCAGGCAGAGCAGAGAAACUUGUCAGAAGGAAAACAAAAUCUCUUGGAGCAAAGAAGAGAUACAGUAAAGAACAGCAACAGAAAGUGAAGGAGUGGAAAAGUAAAGGUGGAAGGAUGGCAGCACUGGGAUCUUGCCACAUGUUCAGUGAUCAAUAUUUAGAUAAAGAAGAAAACGGUAAGAUCAUGGAUGUGCUUUUCCAGUGGCUUACAACAUCAGAUGUCCAUUUAAACCAGAUGGAUAUGGAGGACCCUGAGAUUUCAGACUAUACCAUGCUCCCAGAUGCAGCUGCGCUGUCUGAACAACUGCGAGUCUGUCUGCAAGAAGGAGAUGAGAACCCAAGAGACUUCACAAAGCUGUUUGAUAAAUCCCUUUAUCAGCUGGAUACAACUGCCCUCCCUGCAGUUAUCAAAGCUUAUGAACAGCUGAAUGUGAAACAUGAACCUCUCCAACUUAUACAACCUCUAUUUGAGACUCCGCUACCUGCCCUCCAGCCAGCUGUUUUUCCACCUGCUUUCAGAGAGUUGCCUCCUCCCCCUCUGGAGCUGUUUGACUUGGAUGAAACCUUUUCAUCUGAGAAAACUCGUCUUGCAGAGAUUACAAACAAAUGUACUGAUGACGACCUGGAGUUUUAUAUACGGAAAUGUGGCGAUAUCCUAGGAGUAAUAAGUAAACUCCCAAAGGAGAAGCAGGAUGCCAAAAAUAUACUGGAGUACAUCUUCUUCCAAGUGGUUGAGUUCAAGAAACUGAAUCAGGAACACGAUACUGACACAAGUGAAGCUGGAUUCCAGAAUGGGAACUGAGACCUGGCUUUCCUCAGAUUGAGAUGGAUCUAGUACAGACGUUCUUAUCACCUUUCUUCAACCUCUGUGUUCGGUGCAGUGAUUGGACUGUCUCGGUAGUUCACUGAAUGUUUGGAUCAGUUCUGUGUGGUAGUUUGGACAACUAAUGCCUUUUGAGGAGGUGUUUGUAUUUUACAAGCACUUUCCAAAUAAUUAUUUGUUUUUCUACUUUUUUAUUGAAACUAUAAUUUUGUAAUAUAUAUAUAUAUAUAUAUAAAUCUUGUUCUAAGAACAUA
Molecule: messenger RNA, 1929 nt
Organism: Anas platyrhynchos (mallard)
Lineage: Eukaryota; Metazoa; Chordata; Aves; Anseriformes; Anatidae
Gene: IFT52
Product: intraflagellar transport 52
Biological process (GO): intraciliary transport; cilium assembly
Cellular component (GO): cilium; centriole; intraciliary transport particle B
Source: RefSeq, a predicted model, not a curated record